This is a messenger RNA of Astyanax mexicanus (Mexican tetra), 870 nucleotides long. RefSeq names its product ribosomal biogenesis factor (gene rbis). The transcript is spliced from 4 exons. Gene Ontology annotation, biological process: ribosome biogenesis. NCBI's taxonomy places the organism in Eukaryota, Metazoa, Chordata, Actinopteri, Characiformes, Acestrorhamphidae. Bases 180 to 479 code for a protein of 99 amino acids. The record is from RefSeq and is a predicted model, not a curated record. Gene Ontology annotation, cellular component: nucleolus.
UUAAGGUAUAGUUACUGUAAGCUGUACAGAAGCAGUGGUGGAAACAAGCUUAUUUUUAUAAUCUUUGGAGAAUUUAAAGCAAUAAAACAGGAGAAACAGAAGUUAAAUGAGGAAAUGGCUCUUCUAGACGAGCUGAGCAAGAAAACUAGAGACUCUACUUAUAUUAAUAAGGUGUAAAGAUGGCAAAAAAUAAACAGAAGGGGAAGAAACAGAAGAAUGUGUUUCAGGUGGCCCAGAAACAGACCAAGCUUAAGACCAAAACCAAGCCGGUUAAGACGUCAUUAAAACACAUAAACACCCUGAAGAAUGAAAGAGUGGAGAACCUGAAUCAGAUCUUCUCAGAUGUUCAGAGGGACGUGAAAAGCAUCUCAAAAUCUACAGCUCCAGAACCGAAAGAGAAAACUGUGGUUGUGAGAGAGAAGAAGCAGCAGGAGGCUGUGAAUGUGGACGGAGCUGCUCAGCUUUUCUCUCAGCUGUAGAGAAACAAGGACUUUCUAAUGGAUCUGUUCUGCUGUGAGGGUUUAAACUCAGGCAGUCGCGGUGCCAAACCCAACCUGGAGGAGAAAUCACUCUCCAGAUCAGGCGGUAGUGGAGAAAAUUGGACAAAUGUCUUUUUCCACACACAGUGUGUUUUGGAUCACUGAUGGAUUUAAUGAGAAUCGACAUUAAGGAAUGUUCAAGAAGAUAUGAGCUGGAAAAAUGAAGGGAGCGCUUCUGAACCCAACUUGAACCUAACUUGGGAAAAAGGGAAAGAUGAAUUAAUGAAUGUGUGAAAAUCUGCCAGUUUUAUUGUCAGUAAAACACUGGCUUGAAUUUCAUCUGUCGCUCCUAAUAAAAAACGUGUUGUUUUAGACAACACAACAAAAUUGA